CCCGGGAUAGCUCCGCCUGAGGUGGCCGGGGCUGAGGGCGUCUGUAGCCGUGGGACUUGCAUUAAGGCCGCUGGGAGCGUUUGGACCCGGCGCCCCGCUCAGUCAAGGGGCUGGUCCCGCACCCCCAGCUUUCCUCAGCGGUGCUUAGAGGGGAGGGAGGAGGCCGGCGUGUGAAAUCUUUUCUGGGCGACUUUCGGGCCUCCCGAGGCGCGCAGACGCUCACCUGAUCCCAGCUCGUCACCCGCUGCCCGUGGACCAGGAGGGAAGAAUUGAUUUCUCCGUUGAUGGAAGAAGCCGGGGCUCAGGAAAGUGAAGUGACAAGUUCUGGGAAGUGACAGCCCCGGGUUGCAGGUGAGUUCUAAUUUGCGAUUCAAAUCAAGAAUGAAAUCUUCUGAAAGCUCAGACUCGAAGCCUUUUUCGUUCAGAAUGGAAGACAAAAGACGACAAGCUCGAGUUCAGGGAGCCUGGGCUGCUUCUGCAAAGAACCGAGCUACUACUCAGCCAGCUACCAAUUGUAGGAGCCAUCUCCCUCAGACACCUGGUCAGAACUGGAGGAGCAAGGAACAUCCGCUGUCUGACAGGCAGUUUGUGUUCAAAGAACCCCAGCAGGUAGUCCGUGUAGCCCCAGAGCCACGCGUGAUCGACAGGGAGGGUGUGUAUGAGAUCAGCCUGUCCCCCACAGGCAUAUCUAGGGUCCGUUUAUAUCCUGGCUUUGUGGAUGUGGAAGAAGCCAACUGGAUACUGGAGCAGCUUCACCGGGCCAUUCCCUGGAAGCAGAGGAUGGGCAUCCGAGAGGAUAUAACUUAUCUUCAGCCAAGACUUACAGCAUGGUAUGGAGAACUUCCUUACACUUAUUCAAGAAUCACUAUGGAACCAAAUCCUCACUGGCCCCCUGUGCUGAGCGCCCUGAAGCACCGCAUCGAAAAGAACACCGGCCACACCUUCAACUCCUUGCUCUGCAAUCUCUACCGGGACGAGAAGGACAGCGUGGACUGGCACAGCGAUGAUGAGCCCUCGCUGGGAACGUGCCCCGUCAUCGCCUCGCUUAGUUUUGGGGCCACACGCACUUUCGAGAUGAGGAAGAAGCCCCCACCUGAAGAGAAUGGAGACUACACAUAUGUGGAAAGAAUGAAGAUACCCUUGGACCACGGGACCCUGUUAAUCAUGGAAGGAGCCACACAAGCUGACUGGCAGCAUCGUGUACCCAAGGAGUACCACUCCAGAGAACCAAGAGUAAACCUGACCUUUCGGACCAUUUAUCGAGACCCAAGCGGGACGCCCCGGUGAUGGGAGGUCUUCACGAAAGCCUCUGAGCAAGGCCCACAGAGCCCCUCCGCUGGAGGCUCCAAGAAGGUGGCGGCCUUUGCUUUACAGCUCCAAAUCCUCUUAAAGGAAAUCAGCAGUUCACGUUGGUAAUAUGUCAGCUGUGGGAAGUUAUUCUAAAGCACAUCUCACAAUCAAGCAUUACCUUCAGGCAAAUCAAAAACAGCUCUCGCUGUGCUUUUAGACAAUUAGCUCCACCAGUUGGUUUUUCUUCUGCCCUUCCCCCUACGCUUGCAUUUGAAGAAAUCCAAAUGGCCUUGUGCCGCUGGAAAAGGUCCACACGUGUUUGCCUUCUUAUGACGUUAGCAAAGUGGAGAUAUAAAUAUGCGUCAGUGAUUCUUGGAGCCUUCUGUAGGCAGACAGCUGCUGAAACCCAAACAGAGGACUUCAUGGGGCUUUGUGGAAGUUUGUAUUGACUCCUUAAUACCUUGGCUCCUGCAGUACUGUAAUGGAAAGCUGCAUAUGGGAGGCGCAGGAGGGAAGGGGACGCUGUUUAGCUGAGUCUCCCUGCCCAUCUGUCUUCCUGGGAUGCGCUGAGGCUACAGGCCUGCAUGCAGAGGGAAAGCUGUGUGCACUGCUGCACACCCAAGCAGACACCUCGACCCUUUGGAAUGCAAGAGAAACCCGGCACUUUGAAGGGAGGAACAACUGAUGGUAUGUCAUGAGAAGUAGCAAGCUGAAAUUCUGGCUGAAGAGCAGCAGCACAAGUCCCCAUUAGUGGCAGCUGUUCCACAUAGAUUAGUUUCCCCUAGAGGAUGACGUGAGUCAUUUAACCCCAGGCCAGAUAGAAGCUGGAGCAAUUGUGCAGGGAAUAGAUUUGAUGACCUCAUGCUCUGCUUACCUGAGACUUCAGAAGUCCUGUGACUCAGGCUGUCUUCUGACUGACUCACUGCUCUCUUGUCAAGCGCUCCUAGAGUUCAGGGGUUAGCCUGUGAUGUCACCCAGGUUCCCAAAACAGAAUACAGUGGUUGUACCUUAUUGUAUCAUGAAAGUACGCAUCUCCUUGACCUUUGACUCAAGAGCAGGGUGCCAGAUUAACACCCAACCAAGGAAAGGAAAACUUGGAAGACAAUAUAAAUGGAUAAAACUGGGACACCAGAGUUAGAGUUUCUCUCUUGGCCUGAAGGGGAAAUAUGUCAGUACCUUCUUGGGUUUCGGCCUGUUUCCACCCAUGCUGUAAGUGUGAUGAUCAUCAUAGUAAAGUACCAAAGGCUGGGCUCUGCCCUCCCAUGAGCCCUCUGGCUCCUUGCAUUAGGGUCUCUAUCGUUUUAAAGCAUAUAUAACUCCUUUCUGUAAGAAAUACUAAGUGUUAUAUACAAUUUGCACAUCAUAUUGUCUUCCUGGAAUGUACAGGUCACCAUUAACAUAAAAUAAACCCUCCAAUACCUAGCUGUCCUAUUACAGCCAACAAAACCUGGCUGAGGUAGUACAGCCAGCAUGACACAGAAAUCCCUCCUGUGUUCCUUAUGAGUGAAGAGACCAGCAAGCAGAUGGCUCCAAGUCUUCCAGUACCCUCCCCUUCCCCUCCUCUGAUGUAGGGUUCCCAACGCCCUGUGCAUUUGCUCUCCACUUACCACACCCCUAUCUGGUCAGAAGAACCAAUUUCUUCUUUCCAUCCAAUAGGCUGGGCCAAUACCUGGGUUUCAGUCUGAGAGCUGCUAAUCGUCCCCAUUACUCAGGACUCCAUAUGCCACACCCGCCAUUGAUUUC
Messenger RNA from Perognathus longimembris pacificus (Pacific pocket mouse), 3033 nucleotides. RefSeq names its product alkB homolog 3, alpha-ketoglutarate dependent dioxygenase (gene Alkbh3). Bases 382 to 1287 code for a protein of 301 amino acids. The record is from RefSeq and is a predicted model, not a curated record. Gene Ontology annotation, biological process: DNA repair; DNA alkylation repair. The transcript has 10 exons. Lineage: Eukaryota; Metazoa; Chordata; Mammalia; Rodentia; Heteromyidae. Gene Ontology annotation, molecular function: dioxygenase activity. Gene Ontology annotation, cellular component: nucleus.